Messenger RNA from Xyrichtys novacula (pearly razorfish), 35568 nucleotides. The record is from the annotation of a GenBank genome assembly. NCBI's taxonomy places the organism in Eukaryota, Metazoa, Chordata, Actinopteri, Labriformes, Labridae.
AUGACUUCGGUUUGGAAGAGGCUCCAGCGGGUGGGAAAGAAAGCUGCGAAGUUCCAGUUUGCUGCUUCGUUUCAGGAACUGAUGAUAGAGUGCACGAAAAAAUGGUGAGUAACACGAAACACCACUUUUAUCAGGAUAACAAGUGUGUGAGUGUCGUGUUUUGUUGGGUUAAACCUCUUAAACGUGUCUCUGUAAGUAUCGGGACCACUGACACAUCGCGUACGAGAGGAGAAAGCGACACCAAACCCCAUUCAGAAAAAUCAUAAUUUUACUCUUCGUACGACGCACAAGAAAACAGCCUUUUAGAAGGAAGAAAGACCAUUUCUACCACACAGUAUACACGGAAACCGUCACAUUUAUUGUAAGAGUUUAAAAAAAUGUUUAUUUGUACUUAAUACUAUCGUCAUUACCACUCGGUAGAGUCCUACACCUAAGGACGAAAACUGCACUAAAACAGAUGAGAGUCUGGGUAGACGUGAUGAUCAGGGAGACUGAAGCGCAUUUUCUAUUACUUAAAGAUUAACCUUAAUUCUGGGAAAGUAGACUUUUGGUUUACACAUGUGUUUCAAAGAAAAUUAAUCAGUAAAUCGGUGGAUUUAGAGAUUAAUAUGAAAGUGUUUUUCUAAAGAUGUACUCAGGUUGAUAUUAAUACAAAAAUAUGGUGACGCUGCAUCAGAAAGCACGCCCCAAUAACCUACUUCCGUGUCUGCUGUUUAUAUCUUGAGCCCACAGUGUGUAUUUAAUCCAGCACGAUACUAUCCUGUUUAUUAUGCCCUUCUAAGAGGUUUUAUCCAUAUUUUUUAUUUUAUCUCUGGAAAGCACAUUUGCUUCAUCUGCACUUAAUCAGCAUCACCAGAGCUGCACCCAGUGAGUCUGCAAAGUGUACAAGCUCAGCCUGCACAUUAUCUUUAAUAUAUUUACACUAAAGCUUAAUGAAGUGGGCCAAAACUGUGAAUAAAAUCCACCUGUGGUUACUGUAACUCUGUUUUCAGCUAUGACUUUAGGAGAAACUGGAGGCAGAUAUUACAUUUUCUACACUUUUCCAUUAUAACAUGCAGAUGUUAAAUACAUUUACCAUCUUAUGUUAUGAAAGCUGAUGCACCAAUAAACAAAAUUUUACUAAAGAUCGGACUAUUGUAUUGAAUUAAACGGCAUAAGUCAGAGUGUUACCAUAGCAUUUAACAAGGUGAAGUUUUAACACUGAAAAUAAGAGGAUUUAACCCACUGUAUCCGUAAUUAAAGCACACUUCAGUGAAAACACAUUUCUGCUUUAUAAGGUAAUAUAACUCAAGGGUCUUAUCUGUCUAGUUGUGGUCCUUUAGAUAUCAGGUAUUGAGUGCAUAAGGAUUGUUUUCUUUUAGGGCUGUUAAACAGUAGUUUUUAAAAUCAUGACGAAUUGAAGAAUUUUAAGCAUUAAACAAAUCAUGUUUUUAUUACAUGUUUAAAGUUACAUUAUUUUGCAUACAAUACGUUAUUAUUUUGCCACACAGCUACUGCAGUCUUGUCUAGCUGAUCAGCACAAAAGAGGAAUAAGGUGUGCAGUUGUUUUGAGAUAUUUCUGAUUUCUCAGUGAAGUCCAGUAAUCCCUGGUUAAUGAAGUGGCAUUCACAUUUUUGUUUGCUUUCUUUAUUUCCGCUAUUACUUUAAUCCACGGAUUGUAAUUUUUUAGAUAAUUCUGAUUAGUGAUAUCCAGGGAUUCCUUGUAAAGGUACAUGACUUGUUUUUUUCAGGAGUUCCGGUUGAAUUGCUUUCUCUGUGGAUACUGAGGUAAUUCUGAUUGCUCAGUGGAGUCUUUGGUUAAUGCAAUAAAACAUGUUAUUUUCAGGAGUUCCAGUGUAGUCACUUUCUCCUUUCAUCUACAGGUCUGUAAAUUAUGAGAUAGUUUUGAUUUCUCAGUGCUGUCCAGGGAUCACUGGUUAUAAUAACAGGGUUCGCACUUCUAGUUCUAGUUCAGUUGCUGUCCCUGUUUUUUUUUACUCCGUUUCAUCCACAGGUCUGUGAUGAUUUCUACUACUGGAUUUUGUGAUGCAGUUGCCUGCUGACAUCUGUCUGAUUGACUCCACCUGUAUACUUACCUUGUAGGUUGUCACUCAAACUGGAAGUACUCUGUGGAUCUAGUAAAUUUGUUUGUGAUGAAGUACAGACUCUUGACUCGUCUGGGACUGGACUGAAUGACAGUAAAAAGGGUCAUUCAGAGGGCAGUGGUGCUGUCAGGAGCUUGAUUAUGGUGUUUAAUGGACAAAAUUGAAACUUUAGCCCAUCCUAUGAACUGCAUUAAUGCAUUUACUCAUUAAUUAAGACAAUGUUAGUUCAACCAAACUAUCUUUCUGUAUAUCAUGCAAUCAUCACAGCAGACUGGUAUAAACCCUGAAAUAAGAAAACAAUAUUGAGAGACUCAUGAACUGGGGUGAAACCAGAUUUUGAAUCCAAACCUGGCCUCAGGAGUCAAAUCCAAAUUGAAUGAAAGAAUCAAAUCAAAUUGUAAAAUUUUGCGUGAUUAACACAUCUAUUAAAUGGACUCAGACUGACUCACUAAAGUGAAUUGGUUUCUAGGCUCAUGAAGUGGUACGCACAAUGCUGCAGGAGCCUCAUUUUCAACGAGCUAUCAUUCAUGGUGUCAUAACCCUUUUUAAAAAUCAUUAAUUACACAUUCAAACAAAACCUGUCAGAGAAGUAAACAUGGAGAUAAAUCACCAUGAAGAAAGAGAACUUAAAAGAAACAUUUACUUGACCUGGAUUUUGAUUGUAGAGUUUGACCCAUGUCCCAUCUGUUUACAUGGAGGAGGUGGGGUUUAUGUGCUUGACUGCAACUAGUCAGUAGGGGUAGCUCCAAAUGCUUUGACUUCACUUUUGGUGAGCUGUUGUGUUGGCUUUUCACAGACUCAGCAUUUAUGGAAAUCUUCAGAGUUUGGACUUAAGUGUCUCCACCCUAGAACUGAGCUCAGAUCUUCAUCAACACUAACAGCCGUCCCCUGAGUGUGUUUGAGCUGCUGCAGUCCUGACUCUGCAGGACCUCCUUUAAUUCCAUUAUCAUUAGUCACAGUAGCCGUCAGCACGUCUGUGGGUCCUCCAGCCUCAGCCUGUUAGACUCUCUGCGGUCUUCACUUUUCAGUAACUUUCAUCCAAAUCCACCAGUAUCAACAUGUCCCGGGUCGAUCUGACGUAGAUGCUGUUAAGCAACUCUGUGUGAUACUUCAACACUCAGCUUGUUCUGUUCUAGUUAAGCUCUUCCCUCAGGCACACCAGUCAUUGUGAGUGUACGUGUGUGUGUGAUGUAACACACAAUGUAAAGGGAAGCCGCAGCAGCCUAUAAAUGUGAGACGCAACAAUGUGAAUUGUUUAUGAUGUUUAAAUUGUGAUUUUUUCUAAAAGGGUUGGUGGAUUUUUGACCUCAGAUACCCUUUUGUGUCUGACGGUGAAGACUGUAAGUCAGGAAUAUAAAACUUAACUUAUUAGUUAUUAAAAUUUAAGUUUUUAGAACUGUGAAACUUAUUCUCCUCAUUUUCAUCUUUUGUCCUGUCAGUCUUUAAUGCCUUUGGUGUAGCUUAGUGUGGUUAGCAGCUCAUAAAAUCACAAAUCCUUUAAGUCAAGAUUUGAAGUAUUUUGCAAUGAUAAAAUUAAAUCAAAGUUUUGAUAGAAUAUGAUCUUGUUUUCCUUAAAUUACGAGUUUAAUCGUUCAGUCUUUUAUUCUGUGACUUUUGUCUCAGAAGUUGUAAGUUUUGGCCCAUCAGAGUUUUUGUUACAGCCAAACACUAAGUGGCCUGUUGAGGAGACAUUAGACCAACAACUCCUGUCCUAAACUGAAGGUUUACGUCAAUAUGCUUUCUUUAUAGUUUCUGCCACAGGAGAAACCCAAGUUAGUAGAUAGUUUAUCUGUAAUAAAACCAAAGAUUGUUCACAGAAAUACUUGACCAGUAGACCAAUAACUCCUGUGUCCUGUAAGGUUAAAUCUCUGUUUUCCUCAGUGGAGCUGGUGAGCUUAGAGAAAAUGAUUAAAUAGCUGUUUGUGACAGAAAAAAAAACUCCUUCUCUCUAUAUGAAAAGCUCAGUCUCUGCAGGGAUCUACUCUGUAAUGCCUUUAGAUCUCUGGAUUUUUUUUAUCAUUUAGAUACUACACCAGACUGCACUGAGGAGAACUGUAAUUUUACCUUACAGCAGACAGUGGUUGAUUUUCUUCAGCUACUUUAACUGGUAUAACUCAAGGUAUCAUUAUGCCAGUUUAGAGUUUGUUUGUUUUUUUAACCAAGUUUUUAUUGGUAUUCAUAUGUAUUUACACAUAUCUUUCAGUUCACAUCAGAUUUUUCUUUCUGUUACAUACAUAUGAAAAAGAAAAAAAAACUCCAAUGUCAUUCAUGAAAUGUAUAGACUGAACAGUCAAAGAAAUAACAGUUCGGCAAACACUCAGUCACUGGACUGUUUCUGACAUUCUUCCAAAUCACACUUGGACAGUUCUGAGAUCGCAUGGUUUGACAAUGUUUCACAUUGGUAGGUUUAAAUAUUUGCUUACAGGGCCCCAUCUUGUUGAGAAAGUGUCCAUCUAAAGAUGAAGGUGUGCUGUUAUCUUCUCCAUCGCGUAUAUAUCUUUUUCACUCUCUCCUGCCACUUGGAUAUAGUAGGAGGGAGCAGUUUUAACCACAAGACAGUUAUCAUCUACCUAGAUAUUAAUAAUAGGACAUGUAAUAGAUACCUUUUUUCCCAUCUUCCCUCAGGGAGUGCUCCGAUAAUAUAAAAUUAUGGGGUCAGAGGUAAAUCAAUGUUUAAGAUAGAGAAUAUUUAUUUCUGAAUCCCAAUAGUUUUUCAACUUUGGGCCAUCCCAAAAUAUGCGUGUGGUCUCUCAUCUGGUGACAGUCUCUCCCAGUUUAGUGUUUUGAAAGUUUAUUUGAUGCCAAACUAAAUUUUUCUGUAAUAAUCAAUUACCAACUAAAAGAUAAUGCUUUUUCAGGGAGAGGUAGACCAUCAACUCCCUGUGUCAGUGAGAAAAGUUCUUGUUUUUCUCAGUUUUGUGUCUUUGUGGAAAGUGAUGUAUCAGCUGUUGGUGGUUAGAAAUCAUCUUAUCCUCCACACAAAGCUCUAUCUCUGCAGAGAUCACUUCUGUAAUGUUGUAAGACAAUCUGAGCCUGUCAAGGACAACAACAACAACUUGGAGUGGCUGAACUUUGAUUUAUGGAGGACUAUGUUGCAGUCAUUGCAGCCUGUUUCAGAUUUGUUGCACUUGGCGUUUAUAAAUGUUUCUUUAAUUUAAAUCCGAAUGUUUCAUCUCUAUCUUGAUGCUUCAGCAGCUUUGGCUCCACCUUUCACUUAGAUAAUCUGUCAGACAUGUUGAUGUUAUUAGAAGCACUCAGCGUCCGUCAUGACCCUCCUAUCAAAAUGAAUCGGCUCAAAUUAAAGAGGUGACAAACGCCAAAAGGAAUAGCGGAAGACAUCUGAAUUUAUUGCAGCCUUAAAGCCUGCUGCUCCUGGCUCUGAACUGUAAAACACUUUAUUGACCCACAGUGGGGGUGACAUCUCUGCUGUGAUUUCCCGUCUAUGACAAGAAUGUGUAAAAUGUGGACCAGCUCGACCAGCAGUCUCUCAUCUGAUUAGAAGAAAACUCUGACAGUGAAGAUUUAGAGAGUUUAGACAGCCUGGUUUAAACAUUUAAGAGUUUAUAAUCAACAACUUUCCUCACAGCAAGCAGCUCUGACUCACAGGAGGGAGAGUUCAAUUGAAAUACACAGCCUGUCCAGUUGUAGACUCUAAAACACGUUGUCAUCCAUUAGUAGGUCACUCUGUUUUAACAGCUCAAGAACAUGACUGUGAUAAAUGGAGCUGCAACAGGUGUUGGAUUUCUAUUAAUCCUGUGUGAAGUUCAGAGAGACAGACGUCGUCUAUUUAUGUCCCCCUCUCUCUCUGAACUCUUCUCAGCAUGCACAUGGCGGAUGUUGUAAGGGUCCUGCAGCAUGAGGGGUUUUUCCUGGAAAACUUUGUGAUCAUUCUUCCACGUAAUUUCAGUCAUAAACUGAUGAUCGGCAUUCACUUAUGAUAUUUUAGUUUGAGCUUCAUGCAUGUAAGUGUGUAAUUUUUCAAGUUUAAAGGGUUGAGUACGGUGGCCCACAAGUCUAACUGAUCUGCAACAGAACGAAUGAUGUCUAUCAGGAGAGACAUGCUGCAAGUUCAGAAAUAAUGCACAUGCAAAAGUCUGAACUAAAUGAAACAGCAGAUCCCAAAAUAUGUUGGUGGAAUAUGGAAUAUGGUGGAAAUGUCAUCUAACAGCAUGUUGUGGAUUCACCUGAAGCUGUGCAUGUGAUGUUUUCAGAGCAGAGGCUUUAUAUAAAUCUCACCUGUUUUCUCUGCACAGCGUUCACACAACAAGCAUAAUGUGAAUCUGCGAGUGGGGUCAGUUUCCCACCAUUCAUAAAGUGUUUUUACACACACACACAGACACACACACUCCUGCAGUCAGAGCUGUUUACUUGAGCCGACUGACUCUAUCACUCACUUUCUCUCUCUUGCGGAGUCACAAGAUUUUCAUUUUCUGCUGGCUUAGCUCCUCACCUCCUCACACAGAUGAGUUUAUGUUUGCCGUCACAGAAACAAGCUGCUGUUUUCUGCUCUUCCUCUGGCUGCAGUUUCACAUCCACUCGAAGUAAAUGAGCGUUAAUAACACGGUUAUACAGCCAGAAACAGCUGUAUAAAGACAUUUACAACGCGGGAGACAGCUGUUCUACUUUUAGAUUUUAAAUCAGACGGAUGAAUUUUAGUGUGCACACAUGAAAAGCAUAAACAAGAAGAGCAUCAGUAAAUUUGUCAGCGGUUUUGUAUUAUGAUUAUAUAUGGUGACCUCUUUGCAUAGUACAGCUUUAACCUGCGUGUCAGUGGGGACAACUAUAGCAAAACUUGUUUCCAUGAAUGUUGGAGUUCAUAUUUAGUGUUAUGGCCUUAUUCUGAGAUAGGGCAAAAAACCCAAAAUUUAUCAAUACCGAAAUUUACGACAAUAACCAAUGUCAUUUUGCCCAUAUUGGUAUAUUCAGUGUCCAAAAAAUAAUUAAAUACAAGUUGGUUUUGGAUGUGUGUAGGUAGGCUAUGGUCUCAUGUCCCUUUAAGACGCUGUCCUACAUCAGAGAUGUGACUCCACCCCAUCCAGUCUGUAACAAAGAGGGGAAAGACAGUUGAGGAGAUGGAGGACGGUUCAAAAGUUGUAGCGGCUGCGGGGUGAGCAGCUUGUGGAGUAGUUAUCGUCCAUUUCUCGUUAUCGAGGUGAAUUGCUCAAUUUAUCGUGAUAUUGAUUUGAGGCCACAUUUCCCACUGUUCUGCGAGCUUCCUGCCCUUACACAACCAUAUAAGGAAUGCCAAAGUCGGAGGUAGAGAGAGCACUCCUCCCCUCUGUUUCAUUCACAUAUAAAAACAAAGGCAGGGAGAGCAGCAGUGAAGUCCCCAGUGUUUGGGGUCAUAUAUAUGGUUUCCAGUGUGCAUGGUACAGUUUACGUGUGCAUUUCAGCAAAACAGCAAAACAAAUUUUAAUGCAAUAAGUCAUGUGAUGAUGUUGGCUCUGAGUUGAGGAAAGCACACAUCUCUUCUUUUUCAUGCAUAAAUUGAAAAGCCAUGGCAGGGAGAGCAGCAGCAAAACUGCAAGCAUUUUUGGAUCAUGGUUAUUUAUGUUUUUUUCUUUGCAUGGUAAAACGUAUUUUUAUACAAUAAGUCAUGUUUUGAGGCAUGACUCUAUCCUGAAAGCUUCCUGCUUCUACAUGUGGUUGUGUGGGAUGUUAAAGUCUGAGGUGGGGAGAGCACACCUCUUCUCUAUUUCUAUGUUUGCAGGGAAAGCUACGGAAAGGAGAGCAGCAGCAAAUAUGCCUGGGGUUCAGAACAGGCUGAUCUGGCCUCAAACUUUUGUUUUUGAGUCUCUCUGAAAUCCUGGAUUCAUCCGUUUUAUGUCUCUUGUCGUUAAAUCUCUGUUUAAUUGUCUGGAAAACAACAUUUAGCUUUUCUUAUCUGAUUUUUUUGUGUUUGUGAAUAAUUUUAUCAUCCUCUUCACCACACCUCAAAUUUUUCCUCUACCUGAGUGAAUGAGUGUUUGUGAUGUCGAUUUUUGAUGGAUAUCUACCCUGCAGAGUCCUCAUUCCAGUGCAGGGAUUAUGUCUGAGUUAAAUCAUUAUAAGGAUGUUUUAGGCAUGACGAGGGAGUGAAAUAAUACUCGUGCUCUUCAAUGAUUUCAGGCAACCGGACAAACUGAGAGUGGUCUGGAUCAGGAGGAACAGACGGCACAGCACAAAGGUAAGAAGAGAAGAAGAAUGAGAGGAGGUUCAUGCAGGAUAACCCUGUUUGAAACAGCUAAAAUUCAGAUGACAGCUCAUUGAAUAUUCUUGUUUUAUUCCUGCCAUCACGCUGUGACAUGUAGAAGCUGAAAUAUCUUGUAACUGUCGGUACUUAAUCCUGCUCUGUUUUCCUUCAGCUCCACAGCUGGCAGCCGGGGAUUAAAAACCCGUACAGAGGUGUGGUGGUCUGGCAGGUUCCUGAGAGUUUAGACAUCACUGUCACUCUCUUUAAGGUCAGAAAUCCUCUCACAGAUUAUUGGAUUUGAAGAAAUGGAGCAGCAUGACUUCAAGCAUCAUCUCUGAAAUUUAUUUGUCCUUCAACAGGAACCAACAGCAGAGGAGUUUGAAGAUAAGGAGUGGACCUUUGUCAUUGAAAAUGUGAGUUUGCUGAUUCUGUUUUGCUAAGUGUGUUUGGACCGGUGAACCAAUGCAUGCCCACUGUGCAAAUAACACACUCCUGCAGCCCCUACCAGGAGAACUCAUGAGCCUGUGUUGAACCUAAAUGUUGAUUUUUUUGCAACCAUCAGGAGACUAAAGGUCGCAGGAAGGUUUUGGCUUCGGCCGACGUGAACAUGAAGAAGUUUGCGAGUGCGACGCCGGCUCAGUACGACCUCACCCUGAAACUCAAACCGCUUUCUGUCAAAGUGGUCGAGGCCACGCUGAAGCUCCACCUGUCCUGUGUGUUCCUCAAAGAGGGGAAAGCCACGUGAGUCAGCAAACUCAGAGACACGUUCAUGUAACUCAGAGAUGUUUCUACAGUGUGAUUAAAAAGAUUCUUUUCCACAGAGACGAGGACAUGCAGAGUUUGGCGAGUCUCAUGAGUAUAAAAAUGAGCGACAUCGGGAACUUGGACGACUUUAACGACAGCGAUGAAGAGGAAGGAGAGGAGAAGAGGCCGAGCUUUGGAAGUGGACAGACUUCUCAUGUUACAGGUAAGAGAGUGGUUAAGAAACCUACAUCACCUUUAUAGGAACAUUUCUGAUCAUCUCUAUGCUUCACAUCUACAACUGCACCACCUCUCUGUCUUUCUCUGUAUGUUUCCAAGAAGUCUGCUCUAAAUGAAGAACUCUCUGUUUAGUCCAGACUCCUUUCUGCCCUUCUCACCCUUUUUUUUCCCCUUGUUGACCUCUUUUAUUUUCACUGUUUCUUCCUCUUCCGUCUCCUUUUUAUAACUCACUUCUCUUUUCAUUUCAUCUCCAUAUCUGCUGUUCCUCUUUCUCUCCAUGUCAGCUUCUUCUACCACCAAACUGCAUGAUCUGGCCUGGAGGCCUGCAGUAGAUACAGGCCCCUCAGGUAACUCUCUGUCCCACCUUUACACUCCUCAUGUUCCCCCAGCAGAGACGUUGAAAUACACAGAGAUCAUGAUGCAGACUGACGUUUGUGUUAUUGUCUCUGUAAAUGUUCAGCCUGUGUUUGGUUUCCCUAUUUUAAACACAAAUCAGACUCUUUCACUUUUCAAAUGAUCUGCUCUUUCACCCCUUUCACUUCUGCUUUGUCCAUGUGCGGGUUUAAGAUAAGAUAAGAUUUUCCUUUAUUUGUCCCACAAGGGGAAAUUCCAAUUUUACAGCAGCGAUGAAUACAAAAGAGAAAUUAAGAAUGAAGAAACUUAGGAGUUAAAAGAUUUAUAUAUAGAAAUAUAUGAUGAUAUAUCACAGUUGAAAGGUUUGGGCGGAUUAUUAUGUCAGAAAAAUUUGGAUGUUGAGUAAAAUUAGGGUGACCAUACGUCCUCUUUUACACGGACAUGUCCUCUUUUGAGGGGGGCUGUCCGGCCUGUCCAGGGGGAGUUUAUAAAAUCCUCCAAAAGCCUGUUUUUUUUCACUGGCGGAAAACGGCUUCCAUAUUUUUGAGUUUGUGUAGUGUGUAUCUUCACAUCACAGACCAUUGUAUUUCCCACACACGUUCAGUGGUUCAUUUGGAAACACACUCCGAGAGGCGGAGUUCCACGCCAAACCCUGGAACAUUUAUCAUUAUAAAACAGUGCAGUGCAGUGCUCUCUGUUGCUCUCUCUGGUCCUGUGCUCAGUUCCAAGCAAAGCCACAGAAGAAACGCACACAUUCGCUGUCUGCCGGUGAGCAAAAGAAAAGGAGAAAUAUUUGUAUGCGACUGAUAAUUUUGUUGAGGAAAAAUGCUUUAGAUAAAUGAAUAUAUUAUUUAUAAACGCAACUUUGUUUAAGUAUUUUUCAGUAUCUCCAAGAGGCCUGGUUAAGUGUUUUUUUUUUUGGAGGGGGGGGGGGGGAAUUCAGAAUAUGUGUUUAACUGAGUUAGACGCACGUAAAAAACAUUCGGAAAAAAUGAUGAUAAAAACAGAUUUGAUGGUUCCCAAGUCAUUUUAAAACAGUAAUUGAUUAAACUAAGUGCAAAAUCAACAUUAUUACAUUAUGACAUUAUUACCUGUUCAGGUAUUCAGGACUGUGAUUCACAUCUCCCAACACUGCUUAAAUAUACUGAAAAACUUCAUUCCUACAUUUCCAGUUUCAUUUUCAUUCAACUUUCUCCACCUCCACUUACUCUAUCUUUCUUACCAUUCUUCUUCUUCUCUGUCCUCGUCACCCUCUUCAUCCAUUCCUCUCAUCCAGUAACCUCAGAGAUGGACUGGAAAACGUCCUCUGGUUUUCCCUCCUCCAUCUCGGUCCCAUCUCGUCCUCCUCCGUCUGACCCCUCUGCUCCCCCAGUCCAUCCACCUUUACGUUCACUCCCACCCAGCUCCGCCCAGCAGGCUCGGCCCUCCAUCUACGCCUACUCACUGCCCGCCUUCACCCGAGCUCACCCUCCUGCUCUCCCUAAAAUCUUCCAGCCAGGUGCUGGAUCAGGUAUUGAGCAACAGCAGAGUCUGGUGUCUCUGCAGGGUCAGAUUAUUGGUAAAGAUAAGUUAACUCCCUGCUGUACUGGCUCCAUGUUCACUUCCCAACACAUGCUCUACAAUUUGUUUGUCCGUGAGGCGUUGAGAUGUCCCUAUCUUUUUGUUUAUUCUUUUUUCACCACACCUUCCUCCUCCUGUUUUUCCUCCUCACAUAAGUUCUCUGUCGUCUCUUUAGCUCCUCGGAGGCCUCACAGCUUCCACUGUGACUCUUCUCCAGCUGAAGCUUCAGAGGCCACAGCUUUCUCCUCCUUCAUUCCUUCUUCUUCUUCUAAAGCGCUCUCCACCUCCUCUCUGUCCUCUGCACCCUCUGAUCCGUCUCUCCAUCCUCCCACUGUGUUUGAUUCCUCGCAGACAGGUAGGAUGAGCUAACAGGCUAAUGCUCCGUUUCUAGUUUUGAUGGAUGAGCCACCAGGCCUGUGUAUGAAAUUGGUAAAUCUUAACAUGACUCAGCAUUAGUCAGAUUAGUGUCUCAGCGUAAAUGUUUGAUCUAGAACAGAUUGUUAGCUGACCUUCAUACGGAGACACAAAUCCUCCUCAGAUCACCAACCAUGGAAGCUGAAGGUCAUUAUAGAGGACUGUUUUCCUCCUGCUUUUGCUCUCCAUACAGACUGUUUUUCCUGCAGACAAAUCUGCUAAUUUUGUUUGAUCUGUCCUGUUAGGGCCUCAAAUAAAAUACAAAGUAAGACAAUCAAUAAAAUAUGGAAGCCCGAAGCUUAGUUUUUAUUAAUUUUUUUACCCCCGUUUUCUGGAGAUCAUGAAAUAGUUUUUUUCGUAAUGAGUGGACUAGAAACAUUGGGCUGAUCACUUUACGUGUUGCAGGGUCUGCGGUCUCUGCCUGUCGCUACCUGAUCUGUCCCAGAAACCCGAUUUGUACUUGUUUGACAGCUUCAGCAUCAGCGACCUCGCUUCAGUCAGAAUGAAUGCUUCAGUUUAUCACCAGCUUUUCUCCUGAACAGAGUGUUUCCCCAGACUGAAUGGCGCCCAGUUUCACGAUUAAAGGUUCCUAUUACGUGUGAAAUUGCAACGUAGUAAUAAAAGGCUUGAAUGAAUGUGAAUAUUUCAUAGUUAAAAUUGAAACACUGUAUAAAAACGCAAAAAUUCAUUGUCCAUAAUGUGUAGGUUUUUUUGUUAAUUAAUUUAUAUUGAUAAAAUAAAUUAAAUAAAUCCCUCUUUGAUACUUUGAAAAGUCAGAGAACCCUGAUUUUUACCAGGUUGUGGCGCUCUCUUUUGCCUGGGAAGUGUGCACAAUGGGUAGCUACACACCUCCAGAGCAUCCCCCCUUGAUAUUUUAAAAAGUCAGAGAACUAUAAUUCGGACCGGGUACCUUGUACAGUGAUCAGCCCUAUGUUUGUAGUCCACUGCAAAAUUAAUUUGUGAUCUCAAGAAAACGAAGCCUCGUUUUCUUGAGAUCACUAGAAAAUUAUCUCGUGAUCUCGAGAAAACGUGGGUUAAAAAAAAAAAAAACAUGUCCACUUAGGGCUUCUGUAGUAAAAUGAAUCUGCACUGAAAAUAAACUCUCAGUGAAUAAUUUAACAAAAUCUUGAAUUCUGAAACAAACUCAGUUUGUUUCUUUUCUGCAGCUUCUUUUCCACCAUUUUCUUGUUUUUCUUUAUUCUUUCUGUCUUUUUCUCAGCCUGGAGUGUCCCCUCCUCUUCCUCUGUCUCCUCCUCAUCUUCAGCUCCUCUCAGCACCUUCCCUCUUAUACCUCCACCACCUCCUGCUCUCAGACCGCCUAAACCCCGUCCCUCCUCUAUGGGGGAGUCAGGCUCGGCCCUCACCCGUCCCACUAGCCUGCCAUCUGCACCCGAGACAGGUACCAGGUCAUAGGGAGGAGUUUGAUCCUAUCAGAUACUGCCUCAUACUCCUGUUCCUGCUCCCUCACCUAUGUCUCUCCCUCUCCCUCUUCUUCCUCCUCUCCCUCCCCCAGCCUCCUGGCAGAGUGAAUGGAGGCCUCCUAAAUCUCAGGCCCCAUUAGCCCAGCCAGGUCUCUCUCCAAAGUUUCUGCACCUCUCUGCCAGUGAACCUGUUGAGCCUGCAGUGCUGCAGAAAAAACAGAGAAUAGAGACGCCACAUGAUGCUGCCCCACCUGUUACCUGUAACUUUAACCUGAUACUCUCCUUUUAUUGAACCUUUGUCUUCACGCUGCUCUCCUCUGAGCUAAUCCUUCUGCUGCUUUGCCUGAGCUACCAUCUAAAUCCCAAACUCACAUUUUGAUUUAUCCUCACUGAUUCAGCAUUUUGAAGAGUUUGGCUUGUAUGAAGAAUUUCUCGGUUUGGCAGCUCCAAAGCAGUUUUCUGUAAAAUGGUGAUAAUGACAUAAGUGGAUGGUUUGGGAAUCAUUUAAAGCUCAUAUUUCAUUGAAUCAAGUACAGAGAAAUCUCUGUACAAAAGGGACAAGGACCAAAAUCAAGACUGGAUGGUCCUGAUCUUUAGUGGUAAUCACCAUCAGGGCUCAUCAGUGAAGGCGUCAUGAAUGCUGAACAAUAUCUACAGACUUAAGAGUAACAUAUGCUGCCAUCCAGACAGAGAUUUUUUCAGGGAAGACCUUCAUAUAUCAGUUGAGGACACAUGAUGAGAAACAUGAACCUGGAACUACUUUUCACAAUCAUGAUGCUCAUAUCAGAUUUAAAAUAAGCAGAUGGAUUUUCUUUUCAGUUUCAACUUCUGAUUUGUUGUAUUUUCAAACUCAAAUGAGCUUUAAAUGAUUUACAAACAUCUAAACAGCUGCUUCAAUCUUUCAGAAAACUCCCAGGACAAAAACACGAAUAAGUUAUUUUGCUUUUUGAAUUUAUUUGUAUCUUGUUCGUGUCACCUGCCACCUGCUCAGCUGCUCUUUGUUAGAUGAACUAACACCAAAACUUCCUGAUUUUGAGACCCCACCUUCACCUUCUUUCACUGUCCCCUCUCUGUCAGCCUCGUUCCCACUGUCCACUGCGCGGUCUGUGGAUCAGAAACCAGAAACAAGACCUGCAUUUGUUCCUUCUUGGAGACCCCAGGUUACCCCUGCAGUAGAGACCUCCUCUUUCUCUCCUUUAAGUCCUUAUUCUGCCCCUACUGUCUCUGGGCCUUCAGCUCCUCCUCUUCCUCCUUCUCAGCCUCAUAUUCCCCAAACUGCCUCAGCCCUCCCCUGUGAACCAGACACAGGUACAGGAUCCACAAAGAACCACAAUCUAAGGACAAACAUCAUCUUGCCAUUUAGUUUAACCUCUUGUAUUGUCUUCUUCUGUUUCAGAGUUCAAGAGACAGCUGAGCACGCUGAGUGAGGAGGACCACCAGAGUACAACACCAACGAGUGAGCGUCAAUAAAACAUCCAGAGCUGCCAAACAAAAUAGUCAAUUAUGUGCAACAAGCACACAGCUAACUUUAUAUAUCCUAUCUUUGUUUAGCCUCUGACCCCAGACCCCCUGCAGGCUGGAAGAUGGAGCCGUUCAGGGCCUCGGAGAGGAAAAAAGAGGCUCCGUUUGGAUUUGAAGUUGUCAAAGCGUCAGCAGGGUGAGUUAAAGGAAAUGUUUGACAUUUUUGAAGCCUUGGUGGUUUUUAGUGAUGGUUUGGCACGGCUGUAAAGAAAUAAUCCACACUAACGCUUUAUGAUACGGGUUGCUGUUGGUUUGUGGCGUGAAAUAGUAUAAAGUCACUUUAAAAACAAAGAAGAUGGAUGACAGGUGCUUCAUAGUUCAAAGACUUUUAUUAACAGUGACUGUGUGCUGGAGGCUUUUAUCUAAAUCACAGGUUUAAUAUGAGUACUAGACUGAGGUAGGCUUAAAAAAAAUGUGAUGUCAAAAGCCCACUUGAUGGUGGUGAAUUUUCCUGACUUAAACCUGCUGUGUUUGUUUCUGCUCACCCUAAAUCCAGGAAAAAGGUUAAAGUUGGGUUAAAGUUGGGCUAGUAUGUUUAUAAUCUUCCAUUAACUGGUUUGGCUUGUGUUAUCAACUUUGGCUUUGAAUCCUUCUUCCCACAAACUCUCAGUUUACAUAGUCUGGAAGGGAUUAAAAUAAAAGUUAGAUGUAGAACUCAGUUUCAUUUAAAAGUUUUGAUCUGCCAGAGUCAGCCAUAACAUAUGUAAACUCUCUCUUAAUGCAGGUGCACAUUAAAAGAAUCUCCAUCUUUGGCAUGUUGUUGCUCUCUGUGUUGCGGCUUCCUGAGCUUAUAAUCCUGUGUUUACUUUGUGGCAAUGCAGAAACUCGGGUUACCACAUUGCUUGUUGGGCUGUGAAUGGGACUGCCCAGCAUAUGAGACAAAAGAUGAUUUUUUAUUUUUACUUUGAAAGAAACUUCUGUAAACUUUUAUUGUUGUGCCUGAUGUGACAGUUUGGUUCACAAGGCUGUUGCUGCUUGGCGAAUCCUGGACUCUCCUCCAGUUGUGUUUGGCAAAAUGCUUGUUUGGUUGAUUGUCUUGAAUGGUGUCAGUCUACAUUUGUAUGGUAACUUUUUAAGUUCCAUGUUACAUUGCUUGUGUGCUGUAGAGCUUUAUUUGAAAAGUUUAUGGAUAUGGACUGCAUUAGGACCUGUGUCCACCAAGGCUUUUCUGGAACACCAAGCAGCCAUUGGGGUGCAAUAAGUUUCAGUCUUAAAGGCUUCGGUAGCAUCUGUUUGCCAGGACACAGACUAUUUGCAGAGGUGAGGGGUUGGAGAACUGACUCUUGUCCUUGUUCUGGACAAAAGAGCAAACAAAGUAAGGAAGGACCUGCCGGACUAUGACGAGGACUCAGGGAUGGGCACAUAAUUUGGUUUUGUUGUUUAGCAUGUGAUAAAAGGUACAUGCAAGGUGGUCUUAGUGGUGUUUGUCCCACCCCUUCAAGUCUUCAGCUCAGGUUGGCAGAGGUAAUGACAGAGGUAGGAGCAGAAUCAGUCCAAGGAAAGCCCAGAAGUGGGGUUCAGUUGCAGGGUAGUGUACAUAGAAGGCCUCCCCAAUGCAGAGAUGGAAAGGAUAAGCUGACCUCCCAAAAACAAACACUUUGGUGGACACACAGCCUAACUGCAGUGGAGACUGUCCUCGGGUCGUAACUGAUCUUCGUUUGUUUGCCCUCCAGACCUGAGAGCAUGGCCUCAAUUUUGCCCCAAAACCCUAAAACACCCUCAGCCCCAGGCCUUAAAUACUUUGAGAUGCCUAAAACACCAACGGAUCAGUCAGAAUCAAGGCCAUCGAGGACAUCCCCAAACAUCCGGGCCCCAGUCCCUCCCAGCACCUCCUCAGUUAAGUUGAACCCUGAUCUUCAAACCUCUACGUCAAAACCAAGAAGUCAUUUGUCCAAGAUGAACAUUCAGUUAGGAAACCAGUUUGCUCAACCAGAGCUUGAUCAACAUGAUCCAGUUUCUCCCACUGAACUCCAACCAACUUCCAGACCACUUCAGGGACCUUUGCUACACUCUCCUAAAACUUCUGCAAUCUCUGACUCCAAACCAAUUGCAAGGAUAGAAGUGGCCCAAAACAAGGAGCCUGUAACUUUGGAUAAUGGGUAAGUUUGGUGUGAUUAGUUAAAUCCCCACUCUGUGGUCUUGAAUGCUUUUAAGUUCAUAUCAGUAUUUAGACGGGAUACAAGAGUGGAUUUAUGAUGAUUAGAGGAGAUGUAUGCCGAGGUCAGACUACAUAUUACAAGCACAAUUACAGAUUACAUCCAGUGCACUUAAAUGGGUAAGACAGCUGAAUGGUUUUAUGUUUAAUCAAACUGCUCUGUGCUGACUGAUCAAUCUUGCUCUGGAAAAAUUAGACACCAUUCAUAUCUGCUUUGGAGGGCGGCUGCUUUCCAGAGCUGAGACAGAACAGAAACAUCUCAGCAGAGCCAAUGGAAGAGGGCACAUUGGCUUAAGUGAAAACCUUUUGGAGAUAGACCAAACACAGAUCUGAUGAAAUUUUGGGGUAACAGCCAAAAGGAUGGUGCAGUCUGACCUCGGCAUUGGACUUGAGUGUUUUUUGGUAAAAGUACUUGAGUCUUGUUGUUCUGACAUCAGUCUUUGGUUUACUUCUUCAGAGAUGAGAGCUCGGUUACCACAGUGCCAUCUUGUCCCAGAGAAGCUUUUCCUUCUUUUUCGUCAGUGGUUUCACAGAACAAAACUCCAGAUGAUCCAUGUACACAAAAACCCAACCUGAAUAUUUCACCACCGGAGAAGCCACAAGAAAACACUCAAGAAAUCUGCCUCACGGCUUCAAUACCUGAUAUUAUCUGUGGUACACCUGCUUCUGAAAAAGUCCCUCUAAAGUUGGACUCUGAUUUCAGGCCCCCUUCUGCACAGGAGGUUGUGUCUAACAAUUUAUCUGAAGAAACUGAAGAAUCUGAAAUUAAGAUUGAAUUAACUGCUAUGGAAGGCUGUGUUGUGCACACUGUGGACCAAGAACACUUUGUGGAGACAGAGAAAACUGGAAAUGUGGCUCAGUCUGUUGAUGAGAGACAAUUUGAUGAAAGAACCACUAAAGAACCAGUAUUAUCAAAACCUGCUGCCGGUAAAGAAGACAAGCCUGUGUUUGUAUCUAAGAUGAAAAUUGGUCAACUGUCUCCGAGAGGAAGAUCUGUGUCUCAUUUACCUUCCACUACAAAGCCUGAAAUUCAGGUUGAACAAGCGGUCAGAGAGCCAAGUAUGACUGAGUUUCUAUUAGAUUGUCCACAAUCCUCCAAGAUUCCUGGCUUUGCAUCACUGGAUCAAUCACAAUUUUUAGCCUGGCCUUCUAAGUGGAGUUUAUUGUUUCAGAAGCUACCGAGCCACAGGUUUCCUUUGCUCCUGUGUUCAGGUUAUGUUACUCACUUUUAUGUGGGUAGCGUUGGAACUGCAAAAAUGUUGGACUUAACUCCAUCCUGCCCCAGGGCUGCCACUAUUCCUGGAUUCCCAUCUGCUUUGAAACGUGUGUUUAAUAUGGCUAGCCUCUUACCCACAUGUUCCAGAGUUUGUAAAAUCCCUGGACUAGCUUCCUCUGAAUCAGUGACUGAAUAUGACCCAAGUGUUUGGGACAGAUGUUCUCUAUGGAAGAAACCCUUGCAGGUAAAAGACUUUGUUUUGGACGUGUCUUGUGUUGAGGAACAAGCUAUCAUUGAUCCAGAUAUUGUUAAAACUAUGGUGGCCAUGUUGCCAACAUGUUCAAGGAAAGUCAGGGUUCAAGGGUUUCCAUCUGUGCCACUGCAGGAGGCUUCAAGUACUCCACACAUGGCAAGUCUGCUACCCACAUGCCCCAAACAGACAGUGAUUGCAGGUAUGCCAAUGAAACAGGUGGUUAAAGCCCAUCAUGACAACUGGCAUUUUGUAGGUGAAUCAGUUUUAGGAAGAAAGUCAUAUCAAGACAAGAAACAUUAUGGACAUGUGCUGGAUAUGACAGCAUCUUGUCCUUGGAAAACAACAGUUCGUAGUUUGACCUCUGAAAGAGAGGUGCUCCAUUCAGUAGCAAUGUCACCCUCUUGUCCUGUGAGUACUUGCCUUUGGGGGAUUCCCACAAAACCCAGGAAGCUGUUACCCAGCAUUGUUAGUCUCAUGCCUAUGUGUCCUAAACAGACCCAAACACCCGGCAUGCCAUCCAUUAACCAAGAUAGUCCACAGAGCAAAGAUUGGCUCACCUUGGGAAGAUUCAUGAGCAAGAAACCAGAAAAAGAAAAUAAAGCUUACAUUGUUGAGUGUUUACUGAAUAAUGCAGAAAUCCUUAAUGAUACUGUAGAUAUGUUGAGGAGCUGCCCACAAGAAGCCAAAGUUUUUGGCAUCCCCUCUGCCCCCCGACGAGAGCCCAGUAUGGUAAACAUAGUUCCCUCCUGCCCUCUGUAUACCAGGGUCUCUGGCUUACCUUCAAAGACUGAACAGAGACCUGGUAACGAAUGGUAUGACUGUAGAAGUUUGCAUUGGGAGCGACCAUUUAUUAGACAGGGAGUUGGAGCGUUAAAUAUGAUGCCAUCAUUUGAUAGAAAUACUGCUGAAAUGAUGAGUGAAAUAUCACCAUCUUGCCCUGACAUUGCUCUUGUGCCUGGGUUCCCCUCUUUUUUGACCACCCCAUUAAUGAUGGAUGUAUUGCAAAGUUGUACCAAAGAAUCAAGAGCUCCUGGGGCUCCACUGAGACACAUGACCAUGCUGCCCUACUGCCCCCACACUGCAUGUAUACAGGGCUUUCCUUCAGAACCAUACCAGAGACCAGAAGAUAUGUCAAGUAUGAUCAAUUUGCUGCCGACUUGUGCAGAACAUUCCAGGGUUCGUGGAAUACCCUCUAGAUCACACAUUGUGUCUAAAGAAGCAGACUGGAUUAAGGGUGAUUUGAAAGUAGAGGAAAGGUGGCCAAGAAACCCAGGAAAACAACCAGUGGUCUUUGGGCUGAUGAAGAUGUAUUUACGAGAAAAGGCAGUGGUUAGAAUUAUGAUUUCAAUGUUGCCGCCAUGUCCCAAACAGUCUCAUAUUCCUGGAAUUCCCUCAAAGAUAAGACAGAAACCAGUGAAGGUUUUGUUGAAAGAGGUGCCCAACAUGUUGAAAUCAUUCGCUACUUUCCCAAAACACAGUAAAAUUCCAGGUCUGCCAGCGAGGAAUAUUGUAAAAGAUGAUCAUGGCUGGAAUUUGGAUGUGAAUGAAAUCUGGAAAAAGUCAAUCUACAGAGAGCAUAUAGACAUUCAUCAAGGUUUCAUAGUGCAGGGGAUGUCAUAUGUAGAGAAACAAAUAAUGUUAAGUAUGCUUCCAUCAUGUCCAAGACAAGCCUUGAACCCGGGAUUUCCAUCUGCUCCACGACCCCAAGAUGUUGAUUCCCUUAAGGCAAAAAAUCCCAUUAUGACAGAGUUGGUGCUGUGUUGCCCACAACAAUCAAAUAUUAUUGGUUUGCCAUCAAGAGUGAGGUUUGAUUCUGGUUCUCAAGAAGAGGGCUGGCCAUUGGCUAAGCAUGGUUCUCUUCAGAAAAAUAGAAUGAAGGCUAUUGAUUCUCUUAAAUGGCUUUGCCAAAACAUUUAUUUAAGCCCUAGCCUCACUUCUGAUGUACAUGGGCUUGCAAAUAUGAUAAAUAUUGUACCAUCUUGCCCAAAGAAAACUUCUGUUCAUGGGGCUCCAUCAUUACACCAUUCUGGACAGAUCUUGUCAGACAAAGCACAUCUGUCACCUGGAGAGAAAACUGUUGGCAAGGAAAGAGAAAAUCUGACCAAUCAACAGUUGUCUAUUGAAAGCAAUGCUUUCGGUGCGGAGGCUGCAAGAGAGAAGUCUGUAGAAUUUAUAAUCCCAAGCCAAGGUGUGCAAGAAGAUGCACAUGAAAGAAGAACAAUUAAAUCAGGAACUGGUCAGGCAGAGGCUUUUGCUAAAGGGUUACCAUCUCCAGACACAAAAGGACAAGAGGACCAACUGUCCUCAAGAGCUGUCAAGAUUAAGAUGGUUUUAGAUAAAGCUAGUCCAACCAGGUUCCAUCAUGAUUUAAGGAAAGUAACAACUGAUGUAUGUUUACCUUUGGAGAUGCCUAAGCAAGUCUUGCGGACACCAACUGAAGUAGCAGAAAUAGCAAAAGGGUGAGUGGGCUGUGGAGUUUUAGAUUGAGCCUCCACUGCAGUGUUAGCUAAAAGGGUUUUGAAAGAUCUGCUUUUACUCUGUUUCCAGGUACUUGCAAUGCCAAAUGUGGCACUCCGGUCCUGACAUGCCAAUAAUCUUGAGUGUUAGGAAGAGGUGGGUUGCCUUGGUUUGCAAACUGAUGCAUUUCCAAACAAUGCAUUUGCUUAUUUCCAGCACCUUUUGACUGACUAAUUAAUGGCAUCAUUUGCAUUUAUUGUGUGAGUCCUACUUGGUUUUGCCCAGAGAUGUAUGAGGUUGGCCAAAUACUAUGCAUUUCAUGUGCCUGGACUUUGCCUCUGCCCCUUGAGCAAUUAUGAUUACCCAAAAUUAUAGUCAGUAAUGUAUGAGGAGGGCUAAGCUAUUGGCAUAUAGGCAGGCUUCUGUUGUUCCUGUGGAGGAUCAUCAUCUCACAACCUCUGAAUAGUUGAACUGGACUUCAAUGGACUAAGUCAAUGGACUAAUGUGUUUUCUUUAGUUUGUGCAAAGACAAGACAGGUAAAGGGUUAUUUAGAUACUCUGAGAGCAGGGAAGUGACAGUAAUACCUGGCUUCUGUAUUUGUCAGCCUGAUACAAGGGUUCUGUGGUGUGUUGCAUGGUUUUACUAGUUAUGUCCUUUUCAGGUGGUGUGAUUUCUUGUUCAUAGUUGAAGUUUAGUGCUAAUGUUACUGAGUAAACAACAGCAGAGUACAAAUACAUGUCAGCCAAGAAAUACAAAUUGUACAAAUCAGGUCAAAUAUUAAUAUGGAACAGUAAUAUAAUGAAGCAAAGCGUUGUGUGAGGACAACACAAACUCCAAUCAUAAAGGUAAAAUAAUAAAAUUUUUUCAUUUUGAGGUUUUAACUUUAAAAGAUUGCGUCGACGUGGCCAGUUGUGUUCAGACAUUUAGCUUUUUUGGUAAAUAAUUGCACAACUGAGUACAGUUGUCGACUUGGCCAGCAGUGUUUAGGCAUUUAGCUUUUUCUUUUUGGCAAUUUAUUGCACAACUGAAUACAGGAGGAAUAUAUUUGGAAAGAAAUCUUUCUAACCAAGUAACAGUUCUCGUUUUGCAGCACUGACGAUUUUGGCAUCAGUUGUAGGGUCAUCUGAGGCAAAUGAUACAGCAUGAUGUUUUGUCUGUAGGAAUGCACCUUUAAGCAUUUAACUGACUGGAGUACAUUUGAUGUGAAAGGUCUUGUUGAAUUUGCACGUGUUUCUAUUACAUUGCAUGUGGUAUUCUUAUUGUAAAGCACUCAUUAACUGUCCUACUGGCUGAGAGACAGCGUGCUUUGUUCUGGACUGUGGUGCAAGUGGGGGAUUGCAGUGGUCAUUUGGGAAUUUAAAAAUCAAAGACUUUGUCUGAAAUCUCCCUUCAAUAACCACUGAGUAUAACUUUGUAUGUACCUCUUUUUAGAGAUGAAAAAAUGGUCUCACUGCAGCCAUCAAUCCCAGAUGUUCCUGGGGCAGCAUCAGAAGUACUUGCCCUCAACGAAAUAUCUGACACUGAGCAGCAGCUGCAAAAAUACCCUACUAUACUAUGGGAGGAGCUACCAAAGGUGACUCCUGUAAAAUGCCCUUCAGACAAGAGCAUUCAGUGGGAGGAGCUUCCAAAGGUGAUUCCAUCGAGAAAGGAGGAAAUGAAGACAGAGCCAGAAACUGGAAUGACAAAUCUGUUGCCAGUGUGCCUGACAGCUACUGACACAACUGAAUUCAUAUCUUUGAGCAAGCAAACUUAUGAAUGCCCAACAUUCAUGGACAGUGUGUCAGCUUUGGAGAAGCCAUUAAAUGACAAUGAAGUUGCAGGUGUUCCUCAUUUGAAGGAAUACACAGAUCUUGUAGAACAAACGGCGGCUAAAAAGUCAUCUCCUCUGGGUCAACAGUCUUUACCAUCUGAUGCAGAGCCUGCUUUCAAACAGCCCUCUCUCUUGGGUAUCUGUCCCAGUGUAACAAACAUUCCUGGUAUGUGCUCCAUGUCACCGGCAAAAGAUGAGAUGGGACUUCUCAUGGAUCCAAAGCUGAUCUGUGAGAAACAGUCAAAAAAGAAGGACAUAUUACAGCACUGUGUGUCAGAGGAAGAUCGACAGCACAAGAAGGAAAUGUUUUUACUGGCACCAUCUUGUCCAAGUGGGGCAAGAAACCCAGGAUUUCCAUCAAUACUUCAAAACAGACAAAGACUUUACGGACAAAAUAUGUUGGAUAUGAGUCCUUGUUGCCCAAGUGUAUCUCUUACACCAGGUUCACCAUCUAUCUGUGAAUCCGGUAUCAGAUCAUGGGUACCACCACAAGAACCACUUUUGAAGAAAAUGCUGAGCCAAUUUGCUGUUAUGGCAAACACACCAAAGGACAAGGAAGACAAUAAACCAAUGAGGGCUUUGGUAGGGACUUGCCCAAAACAUUCAAGCAUAACAGGCAUCCCCUCAAUCCCUCAACCUCCUUUAAUGCUUCCUGAAUCAGAUCUUUUAAGCCUUACCCCUAAAACCUCUCUAUCUCGACCCAAAACAAUGGUAGAUAUGGUCAGUCUUCUAAGCCUCUGCUCAAAAAUGUCACAGAUACCAGGAUUUCUAUCAUCUCAUAGCUCAAAGGAGUGGAGAGUCAACAGGGAGCCACUUUCUGAUCUAAGAAUACAGGCAAGGCAGGCAUCAGUGAACAGCAGAUGUCAGAAAGAUCAGGGAGCAGCAAAAGCAAUGGUGUCCCUUGUACCAUCUUGUCCAAAAGAAGCACAGACACCAGGUUUUCCUUCUUGUCCAAACCCUAUAACUGUUCAUUUUGCACCAAAUAUCAUCAGCCUUUCCACAUUAUGCUCCCAAGUUUCCCAAAUAUCAGGAUUCCCUUCAGUUAAAGGGGAUGUGAGUCUUGGUUGGAUUACAGAAAAGGAUUCAUUGCUAAAAAAGACACCAAAGACAGGGAUUAUGUUUGACACAACAAACUACAACAAAAGGUUAAUGAAGACAAUGGUUUCCCUUGUACCAUCAUGUCCUAGAGUUUCAUGUACUCCUGGUUUCCCAUCCAUUCCAAAUCCUAUAACUGUUCAUUUUGCACCAAAUAUCAUCAGCCUUUCCGCAUUAUGCUCCCAAGUUUCCCAAAUAUCAGGAUUCCCUUCAGUUAAAGGGGAUGUGAGUCUUGGUUGGAUUACAGAAAAGGAUUCAUUGCUAAAAAAGACACCAAAGACAGGGAUUAUGUUUGACACAACAAACUACAACAAAAGGUUAAUGAAGACAAUGGUUUCCCUUGUACCAUCAUGUCCUAGAGUUUCAUGUACUCCUGGUUUCCCAUCCAUUCCAAAUCCUAAAUCAAUUUAUUACGGCCAUAAUGUUGUCACCCUCCGUCCUUUGUGCCCUGUGGUUUCAGACAUCCCUGGGUUCUCUACUGUUGAAGGGAGAGAUAAUGCAGGAUGGUCAAUUGAAUUGGUUUCAUUGAUGCACAAACCACAAACGCACAUUCAGUGCAGUAUUUACAGUUGGUCAACAAGCAAAGACAUACCACACGAUAUGUUUGCUUUGGUUCCUGCUUGUCCAAGAACAUCCCAAAUUUCAGGCUUCCCAUCUGCCCCUAGAUACAGCAUGCUGAGUCUUGCACCUGUUUGUCCUAAAGUAUCCAGUUUUUCUGGAUUUUCAUCAUCUGAAGGGGUCCCAAAGUUCCCAUGGCUGUUUGAUCCACAAAUUUUGGGUGAUAGGCCAUUGAAGGGGACCGAUUUUGUGGUUCACAGUCUCAAUCAAGAGGAGACAACUGCAAAGAUGAUGUUGAUGCUUGCUCCAACUUGCCCAGAAGCUUCCAGUAUCCCUGGGUUUCCUUCUGCACCUCAAACAAAAUCCAAGAGAGAACCUAUAAUGACAAGUUUUGUACAAUUAUGCUCCAGUGCUUCAAGAAUCCAUGGGUUUGCAUCCAUGACAACAAUGCCAAUCUGGUUGCAAGAUGAAAAGAAAACAAUUUUGAUGAGGCAUCAAGUGAAAAGGGCAAAAAUGUUUGCAGCACAUGCUGGACAAGACCAGCUUUACCACUUCAACCUGAAAAGCAUGGUGACCUUAGUUACAUCCUGCCCAAAAGAGGCCAGAGUACAAGGCUUUCCCUCUGCACCAGUUUUAAACAAACCACCAAACAUGAUCAACUCAUACACAACUGUACCGUGUGUUUCAUGCACUCCAGGAUUUCCAUCAGCACGAAUGCUAAGCUAUGAAAUUCAUAAUGCACAGCCAAAGACAACACAAAACAGGUCCCUGUCAGAGAGACUGCAUGAGAAAAUUUCCCUUCUUGCAGUCAUUGAUGCAAAACAUGUGUUAGCACAGGGUGAAAUGAAGAACAUGGCAGCAUUUGCUCCAUCAUGUCCACGGUUGGCUGCAAGUCCCGGGUUCCCCAGUAUUUCACAAGUGAGCCCAACUAAGAGAGAAACAUUCUUGCCUUCUACUGAGGAGCAGGCAUUGCAAGAACCGCCUCAUGCAAAGUCACCUCCACCAAAUCUUGAAGACCCAAGAGAUCAUACCCCACUCACACACAGCGAGACACUUGCAUAUGGUGAGACAGAGUUAAGAUCGAGACCGUCUGUUUCUGUUUGUGUUGUUUCUGUUUGUGUAUCUUACCUUAUUUGCUUUCAUGACAGAGGACAAAUUCUCAGAUGAAGCAAAGCCAAUCAUAGACCUAUGUGUAGAGGGGUAAGUGGAAGAGCCCGGUGCUCUUGCAUUGGUGUGACAGUGGUCAGUUUAGUGCUUGCCUAACAGUAACUUCAUAACUUGAAAACACAUCACACUGCAAAUUUCUGUGUCUGUGCAAAGGCUGUUCAUUCCAUUUUUGAUUGUUUUGCUGCAUGAAUGUUUGGGGUAUAAGUAAAACCCUUUACAUUUGGGUUUUCAGCAAACCUAAAACAGAGCGAAGAGCUACAGAAGAAGCUCAAAAACAGAAGAAACCGCUACCUACCCCAGAACCAAUAGGUGUCUUGGGUUGGGAAGUAUUGGAAACAGAGGGAACAGUUACAGGGAAACAGGCGUCCUCUUUGCCAGCUAAAGAAGAGGACACCUCAGGAUUAGUAAAGGCUAUUGUGGGCGUUUUCCACAAAGGGUAAGUGUAAAAGCAAACAAAGUGGAGCAUGCAGCAGUAUGUAGUGAUCAUUAAAGUCUGUUAAUCAGGGUUGGCUUCACCAUUUUCCACCUCAUUCCAUUUUUGAUGUGUCUUAAUUUGAUAUCAAGUAAAAACUGGACCUCAUUUGCAUGGGGAUCUAUUUUAUGCCAUCUAAUAGUCACUUGUUUCCUCAAUCUUCAUUAAAACCAUUGUUUCUGCAUGGUUUCAUGUUUCACAGUUAUGAAACAGUAGCAUCCAUUUUGGGGCCAUCUACCUCUAUCGUAGCCAAAGUGGAUAACCAGGCUGUCCCUGCAGUUGAUCUAAAAGAUGAGAUGCAGACUCCUUCAGAUGAGUUUCCUCCACCCUGCACGGACAACCCUCCAACCUCUUCACCCAAAGAGGAAACAGAGUCCGAGUUUGAAGGUGUUCACAUCACUGAAUAUCCAACAAGUGUGGAGCCAUACAUGCUGGACUUGACAGGUGAUCGAUCAGCAUCUCCAUCACCAUCUUCCAAUAGUGAUGAUGGGUAUUUGGUUUGUACAAGCAUGAAGAAAUGGCCACCCCUGACAGAAGCGGAUAUCACUGAGAUUUCAAAGGAUGAUGGUGAACAACUGGAGGAACAAGAGGUCGAUCAUGGUCAAUGGCAAACUAAAGAGAAUUUACUCCCAGAGCAGGAAUCUGUGCAGGAAUCAGGGUACAUGGAAAGUUUGUUAGCAAGGCACCAGGCUGAGACAGAACAAGGUGAAGUUCAGGUGACAAAGUCUCUGCAGCUGGAUGAAGGGUGAGUGUUAGCGUGCAUUGACCCUGUGUUUGGUUGCAUGGUAAUGCAGUGUACACAUCUUGCAGUUUUUGGUAAUAACACAGUCUGUUGAGUUGCUUUUGACCGUUACUACUCUGGAACUGCUGCAAGGUUCCAGGAUGUGAUUUUAUCAAUGUUACAACCUGUGGUUGGUGUAUCUUUGAUGAGCUGCUUUGGCAUUUUUGUGAGUCUGCUUAAGACGACAUAAUGGACAUUUUUAUUUUGGAUGUGCAAGAACGGGGUUUGGCUGUGCAGAUUAAUAGCCGGUUGGAGAUUGAGGUGCAUGGUAUAACUCUGUGACGAACCAAAAUCCUGAAGCUUGUCCUUUUUUUUCCUCAAGCCCCCAACAAACGUGCAUUCAAGAAAUAGUUGCCAUAUCCCUGCAGCCCACGUCAGACGAGUCACUGGCAGAUGAAAGUGCAUGUCAAGAGACACUCAUGGAGAAACCUGUAGACUUGAGGGACAUUACUCCAGUUGAACCACAAGCUGACAUUGCUGUCCCAAAACGAGGUAGAAGACCAAAGAGGACAGUCCCUGAACCUCAACAGAAAGUCAGUGAUCAAGAGAAACAAACUAUUCCAUUACGACCACUCCGUAGGAAGGACAGUUUAACACCUGACCGCAAACAAAGCACUGAUGGUCUCGCGGUCAAGAAAACUCCUAAAGUUACUCCAUUAGAGUCUGAAAGUAAAGAUGCACCUGUUGAAAUAAUUCCUGCACUGACAGCCACAGUCACAUCCUGCAGUAUAAAGAAAGAAGACAGUACAAUUCCUCUCCAAAAUGGUUCUUUCCAGGAUAGCGUUGGUGCUUUAGUAACGUCAGAAAAAGGUGACCGCAGACAAAAAGCAGAUACUGAAUCUGUGAGUAUAUCCACUGAAGUUGUCCCUCUGCCUCCUCUGAGAAGAAGAGAUGGUAGCUUGCCUCCUGAUUCAAAACAGCAAACUGCUCCAUGCAAGCCUCUGAGGAGAAAAGGUGCAGCUAGCACAGAUUUAUCUAUUUCCAAAGCAACAGAGCAACAAGAUUUUAACACCCAAAUGAUUUCCACUCUUCAAACUCCUGAUCCUGAACCUCCUGAACUUCAAAAAGUCAAUGAUAUUCCUCCAGAAGGUCAUGUUGAAAUAAAGGAACAGACAAUGACAGAUUUUUCCAAGGCAGACACAGAUUUGGCUGGCUCAGUGGACACUGAAAAAAGACCUUGUCCCCCAGAGAGUGCCUCUGUCCAAGCAUCUCUGGACUUCCAUCCUUCUUUAGAAACAAAAGAAGUGGAGAGCGCUGCCCCAGAGCCAGAAUCUGAGAUCUUUCCUGUUGAGGAAACUACGUAUCUCUCAAUCAUUAAGAAGAUCCGUCUUCCACAACGAGGAAAGAGAUUGCCUUCACAAAAGUCUGCUAAAACUUACUCUGAAGUAGAAAAUAUUGAGCCAACUUUAAAGGUUACAAAUGAGGAGUCUGUAAAACCAGCCCAGCCUGACAACACCAAUGUGGGUCAUAAAGAUGACUUAAAGCAGACAAUCACAUCAGAUGAGAUAUCUGUCGAUAUAAUCGUUACAUCUUCUCAGGAAUCUGAGGACGCAGAGAGGAACAAAGAAACAACUCUUUGUGUCCCAAAACCUCGUGUCAAAAAACGUCUCAGUGGCUCUUUUCCAGAUAAUUUCCAGGUCACAGAAAGCAGGUCUCAGGUUUCCCAUGAAGAAAGUGGUCCUUUGUCCUUUCACUCAACAAGUCCUCCAGAUGAACCCUCCACAUCUCCUGAAGAAGCACCUCCAGUAAAGCUGAGAAGCAAAAAGACUAUUGAGAUGAGUGGGGGAGCAAAAGAAGGGGAUAUUCUGGAGCGGACACAAGAAGCUUCAAGCCUUCCGGUACCAAAACCUCGAGUAAAGAAACGCCUGAGCGGUUCAUUCCCAGAUGACGUUAUGGUUUCUGGAUCACCACCAUCCGGCCUAUCAGACAGAGCAACUGGCAAUAUUUGCCACGAGUCUGUGCAACACAAUGAACAGUUAGGGUUGCUUAUGCCAUUGCCUCGAAUGAAGAAACGUCUCAGUGCAACUUAUUCAGACAGCAUGCCACCUGUCGAGAGUUUCUCCUCCCCAGAAAUGGAAUCAUCUCAGAAGAGCCAAGAGGAAACAUCAGUCAGAGACACAAAAGAGGGAUCAACAUCUCUGGACUCAAGCGUGAUCUCUGUGGGAGAUUUUGCCCACGGAGAGGAUGAUGCUGCGUCAGAGUUGGAGCGGGAAGUUUUAGCGGCCAUGAGUGAAGAUGAUUAUCCCCGUGCAGAUUCUUCAGAAGAUACUGCAAAGGCGCUGGAUGAACUCAUGGAAGGCUGGACCUUCACAGAUAAACCUGCUGCAAAAGAGGAGCUUGAAGAAGCUGUUGAGAUGAUGUCUCAGCAGCCUGACAUGGAGAAAAUCCUGGGAGCAGAGGUUGAUAGGUCCUUUGCUUCUACUGGUGCAUCUUCUCCAGAAGACUGGUUACACGUAGAGGAGGAGAAAGAAGGUGAACGGAUGGAAACAAACUCAAAGAAGGAAUCUAAAGAAGAAGAGUUGGACUUUGGCUUUGUGUCAGUAGAUGUAACUGCUGGUUGCUUAGAGGAACAACAAAGGUAAGGUUGGUCAGAUCACAAUAGGGUAUUGGCUUGUGUUCAUAACUGUGAUAAGUGUGUGUUUUACAUCAUCAUAUCUUUACAAAAUAAAAGUCCCAUCUCAUGGUUUUUCUAACUAUUUCACCAGGACCGACUGGUUUGUCAAACUGGUUCGCGAUAAAGCUGUUUCCAGAAACUUUGGAGUUUGUCACCAACUCAGUUCGUAUUGCUGUGCUUUUCUAGGAAAGGAGCGAGAGCAGACGGAUCACCGAGUAAACCUGGAGGCCUCUCCCAAACAACUGAACCAACAACACCCCAGAGAAGACCUGCAGACGAGGCUGCUUCUUCAGAAGUAUGUAAAAUGGGCUUUUUUUAUUGUAGGUGUGUCCUGAUCAAAGGUUUCAACCAGUAGCAGAGAACUAAUGUGCAAGGAUGGACGGAUAGAUACAACACAACACAAAAGCUUUUUAGUUACUUAUGAUGAAUACAGUAAAAGGGGUAUAUAGUAGUUUAUGGUAUUGGUGUGUUUCUGUGGGUUGGGCUCUAUCCUUGGUUUUACACCUAUGGAUAGGGCGCAACUCUGUGACUCCGCCCCCGCAUGGUCGUGUCCUCUUUUUGUGGAUUCAGGAUAUGGUCAAACUACCUACGGAGCUCAACAGGGUGCAGGAAGGUUGAAGUUUGAUAACAGCUGAAAGACCAAAUAAAGAGAGAGCCACAGGCUGCAGAGAGGUUUAACUGUGAACCUCUGAUCACUGAAAUGUUAUUUGAGUUUUGUAAUUAUCAUUUCAAUUAGUAUGUUGUUAAUAGGGGUGUUACUAUUUACACAGUAGGCUGCAGCCUUUCAGCUGAGAUAGACCAGACUUAAGCCAGCACAUUGAACUCUCUCCUCCCACUUUUCCAUGUAACAUGCGAGUCACUGUAUGAGUAAUUCCAAUUCAUGCACUGUUGUUAAAGCCGCUGAAACGAUCUUUUCUGCACUGUGGGAACAAAGUUAGGGCUGCAUGGUUACCUGCUGAGGGUAAACUAGUCCAGAACUUAACUUGUGGUCUAACACAGACACUUUAUAUUCCUUUUAGAUAGCAAUGCACCAUCUUUGUAUCUGCCCGCACCUCUUUUUAAGAUGCAGAUGCCCUUGUGUGUUAAUGUGCUCAUCUUUUUCGUGUCCUCCAGAACGUUUCAGCGAGUCCGAGCUUGGUGACAUCCAGCCACUCUCUGCUGCAGUGGUGUCAGGAGGUCACACAGGGUCACAAAGGAGUGAAAAUCACCAACUUUAGCACUUCCUGGAGGAACGGCUAUGCCUUCUGUGCCAUCUUACAUCAUUUCCACCCUGAGAUGGUGUAAGAAACUGUUAAACUCAGAUAGUAUAUCACUGUACUCCUCUUCUCCAUGUUUAUGUUUUCUCUUUCUUCUUUGUGCAGUAACUAUGAAAUGCUGGACCCGUACGACAUCAAAACUAACAACAGAAAGGUGAAGAAUAAUAACUUGUCCAAGUUUUAUUUUGAUUGUUCUGGUGUCUCAGUAAAUGCUAAAAGGUGCACAGAGUUGAAACAUUGCCCUGACAUAUUUCUUUAUCCUGCAGCAGGUAAAUAUAAUAACUGCUAGAGUGUAGUAUGAUCCAGAAACUCAGUACUGAAACUUUUUGGCAAAUAAAAUAAUAUGAAAAUAAGGCAGAUUGGAAAGGCUGCACCUUUAAUGUGAACAUAUUGUCUGUGCUGGUUCAUAGUUCUUCCUCUGAAUCAUCCAUCUCUUUUUCUCUGCAGGCCUUUGAUGGUUUUGCUGAACUUGGUAUUUCCCGUCUGAUCGAGCCGUCAGACAUGGUGAUGCUCGCCGUGCCCGACCGCCUCAUCGUCAUGACCUACCUCAACCAGAUCCGCACACAUUUCACCGGCCAGGAGCUCAGCGUGCUGCACAUAGACAAGGACAGCAGCGAGUCCAGCUACGCUGUUGCAGGAGACCGGGAGACCCCAGAAGACCCUGAGGCGACUGUGCGCUACUGCACCCAGAGGCUGCAGGAGGAGGGCAUCAGUCUGGAGACAAAUGGGACAUCCGUCUCUGCAGAGGAGAGUAAACCCGGCACUGACGUGGUUCCUCCUCCUAGAACCAAACGUCUGCAGGGUGCAGGAGCAGGGGCAGGGGGGACUCAGUUACCGGUGGCACCACCAAGGACUCAUUUCAUGUCCAAGUCAGGUUUCUCUCACGUCAAAGAUGCCGAUCUAGUGAAGAAGAGGAGGUCACAGAGGAGAAGUGCUUCGCUGGAGGAAGGAGAUAUAUCCAUGGUACCAUCCCUUUAUAAUUUUUAAUCUUCAAUCUUUAUUUCUUUAACACUUUUUUCCGCGUUUGCUGUGACAUAUGAAAAACUCUUUUACCUACAGGUCGUUUCAGGGACAGAAGAGGGUGAGAUCACAAGGAGGAAGUCAGAAACGGGUGAGUCUGAAACACUUCCUGAAACAGUCUCUUCACUGACAUUCACCUUUUUAGGGGUCAAAGAAGCAAAGAACACUCACUGCCACUGCACUUUGUUGUGAAUUCUCUGCUAAUAAACUGACUAAACAGAGUUAAAGAUUGAGGAAUAAUGAAAACUUUAUUUUACUAUACAAGAGUUUUCUCCCCUGUUGAAAAUAAAGUUAGCGGCUGUUUUUCAUUAGUUAAAAUCACUGUGUUCAAUCUCGCCCUCCAGAAGCUGUGGUUGAGGAGGGACGUCCAGAAGGCCAGGUCAGUGAUCAGACUCCAUUUCUUGAAUCUCAGGUGUGAUAUGUUGCAUUAUUUGUGGGUUAAUGAGUGUUAUAUAUGCAGGAUGUCAGUCAGUAUGUGCUGAAUCAGAUGGAAGCUCUGGAGGCCGAACAAAACCACAUCGAUAACAGAGCCGGAGUGGUGGAGAGGAAACUCAGACAGCUGCUGGAAACAGGUGAGGCUCUCAGAAACCAGGUUUAGAUCGAUGAAAGUACAGCACGCUGUGAAGCCCAUGUUAUCUGCUGUGAUAGAUAGACUUGAACUGAAGCUGCUGAUCACACUGAUGUGAUUUCAUACUGCAGGCAGCGAUAAGGUGGAGGAGGAGCGUCUGAUCCAGGAGUGGUUCAUGCUGGUCAACAAGAAGAACGCUUUAAUCAGGAGACAGGACCACCUUCAGCUGCUGUGAGGCCACACAAACACUCACAGACUCCUCAGCAUUAAGAAUCUGUUUCUGAGUUGAUCAUGUCUUCUAUAAGAAGAGUGGACGCUCAGGCGAUUACUGAGUUUAGUUUUUUAGGGGAAAGUGUUUUCUUAACUUCUGAACCAUCUCCUGAUUUAAACUGAACUUUGGCUGAAUCAAACGUCCCCGUGUCCCUCCAACUCUCAUCUGUGAGCUCAGAUGAGAGUUGGAGGUUUUGGAGGAAUUAUUCUGCAGGAUUUCCAAACAGAAGCUUUGCUAAAAGAAUGCAAAUAAACUAAAUUUGGAUCCUUUUAUUGACUCGCGUUUAGCUGCUUCUCCUCCAUCUGACUCCAGUCUGAAGCAUCUCUCUGCUGUUUUACAGGCUGGAGGAGCAGGACCUGGAGAGAAGGUUUGAGCUGUUGAACGAAGAGUUGAGGGACCUGAUGGCUAUCAAGGGUAAGACUUAAUAUCUAAUAUUAACCACACUAACACUCUAAGCGAGCCCUGUGUUUAUAACCUCCUGUCUGACAGUCGGCGAUUUAAUUCUUCAUGUGAAGCUACAAAAAGUUUUCAGUCUGGGUGACACAGUCUGUGUUGGUCUGUAGAGUAAAAAGAUCAGAGUGCGGUGAGAGCAUCACUCACAUGAGCUGAUAUUAAUAGACACAGUUCAGAGACGCAAAUAGUUACUGUCACGUUUCCUGUCUCAACAGUAGACUUAAAAAACAUCACCAGCUCUUUGAGAGUCAUUACUCUGCGAACUAACACAAGGUAAACUGUUUAGAGUCACAGGAUCAAAGUUAAGCUGGUAUCCAAACUAAAAUACUCAAAAGCUCUAACAGAGAGAUUUAAGAAACUGUUGGAUCUCAAAUGGGUCAUAUGACCUUUUUAUAAAAACAUGAAAAUCAGUUUUGAGUUUAAAAACAUCUCAAGCUGUUCCGUGGAACAUCAUAGCAGAUGCAGCUUAGAGUAAAGAUGUUUUUAAAGUCCUCACACAAACUUUUGGAUAAAAUUCAUGGAUUACGUCACAUUAAAAGUUUCACAUCUGUUGUUGUAGAUGUCAAAUUUGAAUAUGUCUGAAUUGGUAGGAAACUAAAGUACAGCUUUUAUUGCGCAUGAUUGCACAUUGGAAGUUUUGCAUGUCAUUUUGCACAGCUACUAUUGCACAGAAAAUUAAACAGCUCGCCCACGGGAACACAUAUAAGUGCGGAUGAAACACUUUUACUGUAAAUGGACAUUUAACAGAUCCUGUCAAGCUAAUCAGAAAGUAUUCACAUUUUUAUUGCACAUUUAAAUUAUGCAGGUCUUUACUAUCACUGUGUCAUUUUCUGUUUUUGCCAACAAGACAUUUUGCACAGCUAUUACUGUAGAUGUAAAACCAAACAGAUUUAUUAUUGCACAUGAGACAAUCUGCACAUCUGUUGAACAGGAGAAAUUUUAGUGUAUCUUUCACAACACAUUAUCAUUAUUGCACAUCCAUUAUUUCAUAUUGCUGGAACAUGUUACUUUGUAAAUCACAUCUGCUUUUGCACAUGAGUUUUAAAAAGAAUUGGCAUACAACUUUGCGCAUUUUACACAUAAAAACUUGCACAUCCAGUGUUUUUUUAUUGUAGACAUUUAUGAUUAUGCAUGCAAAAUCUGUAAAUCUAUUGCAGAUGCGAAAUUUGCAUGUAUAUGCACACAGUCAAGUUUUUGCAUCUAUUUUACAACACAGCUGGUUUUCACAUCUAUUAUUCUGCUCAUGAAGACAUGUCGCUCACCUGUUAAAUCAUAUUUAAAUGUUCACAUCUACUUUUACACAUGAUCUCUUAACACUUUAGACUUUUGGCAUAAAAGUCGACAUUUUUUUAUAUUACAAAAGCCUUAUUUCUGAAUAUUUUUGAACAUCUUUCUUUACAUAGGAAGAGUUUACACAUAAAUUGUCCAAUUGCAUAAUUCUGCACACCGUCACAAUGUGUGUGAGACAUUUUGCACAUCUAGUGUUUUCUAAUUUCACUCCUGAGAUACUUUGAGCACAAUUUUUGUUGCACAUGUAAAAUUGGACUUUAAUCUCCUUUGCUUUAUGAUCAUGAAUGAAGAAAAAGACUGAAGAUUAAACACAUGAUUUUAUUUAUUUUUAAGUGAAAUGAGUGUCUUUCAGAUCUUUUUCAAACAAUAAAGCAUCCACACUACUUUUAGGCCUCUUAACUUCAGUAUUAUGAAUAUCCAUGUUGCUUGAUUACUGUUUUCACAGCUCGCCUCGCUCAGCUCAUGUUUUCUUGAUGUUGCCUGUUGAUCAGUGAACACAAACAGAGACUUUCAGAAGGUCUUAGCUGUUUCUUACGGUAGAACUGCUGCAGAUUCAGGUCAGACUAUCACAGGGGUUCAGAGAGGAUACAACUCUCAGUGAUUUCUCUGCUAAUGCUGAUGUUUUAGAUGCAUGAAACAAACAAAUAAGUAUCUGCCCACUCUCAGAUUCAUCUGUCUGUGUCUCCUUGUUGCAGAGUGGCAGAAAACUCAGGCUCAUAAAGUCAGAGAGCAGCUGCUGCUGCAGGAACUGGUUUCACUGGUGAACCAAAGAGACGAGCUGGUGCACAACAUUGAUGCCAAGGAGAGAGGGUGAGACCACAUUAUCAUCUCUUUUUAUUUUACUGACCCUGACAACAGACGCUUUUUAUUAACUGAAGCAUAUUGAUUAUUCUUCGUGAAUACAAACUUAAACUCUUGUGUGUUUGUUGCUGUUUCAUCACUAGAUGGCGUUGUAGUGUUGCAGUUUUCUGCAGGAGGAGGGUUCAUGUGACGUCUCUGAUGCAAAAAUGUGUUUAAAAAGUCAAAUUCAAAAUAUGAUUGACAUGUUAACCUUAUAAACGUAAUGAAAUAUCACUCAAGCAUAAGGAAAUUUUCAAAGAAUUGAACUUUUAUUUUGUUUGAGCUGAAAAAUCUGAUUAAAAAAUUGACUUUAUUUGAAUCUUUAACAGAAAUAAAGCUCGUCAUGGUGAGAGUAAGGAGUUUGCUGUAACCAUAAAACAGCAAUUGUAACAUGUAUCUCUGAUUCUCCCAGCUGUUUUUUGGACUUGAGAAAACCUUCAGUUGAGUUUUACUACACUUAAGUUUAUUCGGACUUUCUCAAUCCUAAAUGAAAACAUUGUCCUCCUGUCUGUGCAUUAGAUGUCUGUCUCCAGAACCUCUGCAUUUCAUCAAUACCAUAAACCUCUCGAUUGAUCCUGCAGAAUAGAGCAACAACAAUUGUAAUCAUAAAUGCUCCCCUGCAGACAGAAGCAUCAAAUUUGUGUGUUUGUGUUUGUAAAGACAGACUUGUAUUUGUGUCCUGGUCCUCAGAGCUCUGGAGGAAGAUGAGCGUCUGGAACGAGGUCUGGAACAGCGCAGGAGGAAGUACGCCAAACAGCAGAAAGAAAAGUGUGUGAUGCAGUGA